AUGGCAGACCUAGAUGCCAUGAGGGCGGAGAAGCUGGGGGCGCCCCCCCAUCAGCUGGACGUGGAGGAGGCGAAGACAGCAGAGAUCCAGAAGCUGCAGCAGGAGCUGGAGGGAGCAAUGAAGAAGGUCGACGAGGCACACGCAGAAACCCUGGCAGCAAGGGCGGAGACACAAGCAGCAAAGGCGGAAAUUCAAGUAGCAAAGGCAGAGACACGAGUAGCCAAGGCAGAGACACGAGAAGCCAAGGCAGAGACACAGGCAGCAAAGGCAGAAACACAAGCAGCCAAGGCAGAGACACAAGCAGCAAAGGCGGAAAUUCAAGUAGCCAAGGCAGAAACACAAACAGCCAAGGCAGAGACCGGGAGGCUGUCUCUUAAAAUGGCAGCAGUGGAGGCGGAGGUGAGGGAGGAGAUUGGGAAGAGGGAGCGGCUGCUGGAGGAGACGCAGGAGGAGCUGCGCAAGGUGCAGGAGCUGUGUGCGCGACUGGAAGAGCAGGUGAAGAACGCGGAGCAGGAGAACCAGGUGCUGCGUCAGCAGGCUCUGUCAGCAGCCAUGCCAGCACCUGAAGCACCUGAAGCACCUGAAGCGCCUGAAGCACCUGAAGAACCAGAAGCACCUGAAGCACCGGAAGCACCUGAAGCACGGCAGACUAUGCUGCACCCACCCCCAGCGUCCCCUCAGGGCACCCCUGCCACGCCCAGUGAUGAGGAGAGCGAGCGGCUGAAGCAUCUGAAUGAUGUUGAGACGAAAGACCAAGAGCCUCUUCGCUGCCCUAAUCAGCACCCACCAGAGUCCCCUCAGGGCACCCCAGCCACGCCCAGUGAGGUGGAGAGCAUGCGGCUGAGGCAUCUGAACGGCCGGCACCGACUGACGCAAGAGCAGGAGGCUCUUCUACAGGUGAUAGUGAGCGAGGUGGGGUUUGACAGCAGCCGGCCGGUGGUGGCGUGUGUGACGUACAAGGCGCUGCUGCACUGGCGGUCGUUUGAGGCGGAGCGCACGAGCGUGUUUGACCGCAUCAUCCAGACCAUCGGCUGCACCAUCGAGAACCAGCAGAGCAACCAGAGGCUGGUGCUGUUCCUGCUGCACCGCUCGCUCAAGGCGAGCGGGGGGGAGGGGCCGCAGGCACAGACAACCCAGUUUGACCGCAUGUCCCAGAGCGUUCAGGGUUGCCCCGCGACGCCGACAGGAGUGGUGGGGGCGAGCGGGGGGUUGGAGCACAUUCCCCAGGUGGAGGCUAAGCACCCGGCGCUGCUGUUCAAGCAGCAGGUUGCGGCGUAUGUGGAAAAGACCUACGGGUUGAUUCGAGACAAUGUCAAGAAGGAGAUCUCACCCACUCUUGCGCAGUGCAUUUGUGCGCCGCGCAUCUCCCGGGCGGCGUACGGGCGGCACUCGUCUCACAGGGGGGCGCCAGCGGCCACAGCCACGCACGCCCUGAGCUCGCACUGGGGCAGCAUCAUCGCCACGCUCACCACACUGCUCACCAUACUCAAAGCGAAUCACGUGCCGUCCUUCCUCGUGCGCAAGCUGGUUACUCAGAUCUUCUCCUUCAUCAACGUGCAGCUGUUCAACAGUCUUCUCCUGCGUCGCGAGUGCUGCUCCUGCAGCAACGGCGAGUACGUGAAGGCAGGCCUGGACGAAUUGGAUCACUGGCUGCAGGAGGCCACUCACGAGUACACGGGCAACGCGUGGGAGGAGCUUAGGCAUAUCCGCCAAGCCGUGGGCUUUCUGGUGAUACGCCAGAAGCCCAAGAAGAGCAUGCAGGAGAUCACAUCAGACCUCUGCCCAGCGCUGAGCGCCCAGCAGCUGUACCGCAUCAGCACCAUGUACUGGGACGACAAGUACGGCACUCACACCGUGUCCUCUGAGGUCAUUUCGGAGAUGCGGCGGCGCAUGAGCGACGAGAACAGCGCGUCUGUCAGCAACUCGUUCUUGCUGGAUGAUGAUAGCAGGUGGGUGCGAAGAGGUGGGGACGAUUCCAUGUGGGUGCAAAGCGGUGGUGAUGAUUUGAUGUGCGUGUGCACUCCGAGGGUUGAGACGAAGGGGAAUGCUUUGAGGCGUGUCAAAGAAAACUCAUGCCACCAUCUCAGCCUUGUUGGACGACGAUUUGACGCGUUUUGA
Closterium sp. Yama58-4 is the source of this 2118-nucleotide messenger RNA. NCBI's taxonomy places the organism in Eukaryota, Viridiplantae, Streptophyta, Zygnematophyceae, Desmidiales, Closteriaceae. The record is from the annotation of a GenBank genome assembly.